Molecule: messenger RNA, 1879 nt
Organism: Cantharellus anzutake
Lineage: Eukaryota; Fungi; Basidiomycota; Agaricomycetes; Cantharellales; Hydnaceae
Exons: 16
Coding region: 1-1788 (595 amino acids)
Source: RefSeq, a predicted model, not a curated record
AUGUUGUUCGAAGCUGCACAACAUGCAAACGACUGUGAGAACAAGUCACCAUCAUCCCAUGAGGCUUCACACGCGCAAGCACAGGAACAACCUCCCGGGCCACCCACUUGCGGGAGGCGCCGGUCGGGGGUGGCUUUAAUAUCGCGAUUGUCAUUCUGGAAUAGGAAAAGGGGAGAGGGGAGGCGUUCAAAGAAUCCCCCUCCCAGACUGGCCAGAGAGCCUUCAACUGAAUCUAUCGAAGCACGCGAAUCGCCGCAACCAGUGUCUAAUCCACCCUCGAAGAUAGCGCGUCCCCCAGAUGCGAUUGUAUCCCCCGGACGACUUGCAGGCGGGGGUUCGCCAAAGUUAGACCCUAGGAAGAGCUCUACGUCCCCUUUACCUUUAAGCGUGUCCCUGCCGUUGCCUCGCACUCCAAAGCGUAUCAUUGUUUGUUGUGAUGGGACUUGGUUGGACGGAAAGUCCGAAACACGUCGUUGGAGAUACUCUAACGUGUUGAAGCUUUCACGAAGCAUCAGCCACGAAGACAGGAGGCACGGGAAGCAUAUACCUCAGAUCGUGUUCUAUCAGUCUGGACUGGGAACCGUACCCAACGUGCUUGAUCGUUUGAUCGAUGGCGCUUUUGGAUCCCAUUUAGCCGAGAAGGUGCAGGACGCAUACGCAUUCAUAGCACAAAAUUACUGCGCUGGCGACGAGAUAUUCUUGUUCGGCUUUUCACGGGGAGCGUAUACUGCCCGAAUGGUUGCAAUGUUCAUCGGCGAAAUAGGGGUUUUGGAUCGGGGCGAAAUGGACCAUUUCGCUGAAAUCUUCAUUUCUUAUCAGAAGAGGGGCAAGACGGACGAUCCGAAACAAGGAGCCGAGUAUGAUGACAUUCUAAAACCAUUCCAAUCAGGAGGGCUUGCGAAGGUCGGCGAAAAGCCUUUUUCUAUCAAAGUGAUGGGAGUAUUUGAUACCGUCGGCGCGCUCGGUUUACCUGUGGAAUUCGGAACCCACGCCAAGAUCAGGGGACUCUUUGAUUUCCCCGAUAAAAUCCUCGGCCACCAUAUUGAAAGGGCCUAUCACGCCAUGGCGCUCAAUGAGGAAAGAGCGAAUUUUGACGUUACCAAAUUUCACCAGACAGAACGGGGGCGUGCCAAGAAACAGGUCUUGAAGCAAUACUGGUUUACUGGGAGCCAUAGCGACGUUGGCGGAGGCUACGAAGACCACGAUUUGUCAGACAUCGCACUUUUCUGGAUGAUUGCACAAGUCGAAGACACGCUCGCACUAGACAGCAAAUAUGUGAAAUCACUGCCUCGUCCUGUGGGGUCAUGGGCCACCCAGCCACCACGCCGCUCGAAUCGGGGGGUUUUUGCACUUGGAAAGGCAGCGAAACGACAAAUCACUAUUGACCAUGACACCAGAGAACGGAUACAUGCGAGUGUGGUUCAUCAGGAACAACUCACUCCACAUGUUUCGGAAGUUCUGCGGACCUGGCCUCAUUUACUCGAUAACGAGCUCCUUCCACUUGAGCUUGAGCUCAGGGAUUUGUGGAACAACGCUCGUCCCGAUAGCAAACCUGAUAGUCAAACGGUGACGACGGAUAACGAAAGCAAAACACAAGUUGCGUACAUGAUGCAGGAAACCUCUGAAAGAAUCAUACAAGAAACACGGGCAGUGACGGUUGCUGCUGCGUUUGUGUCAGAGCAUAAAGGGCACGGGGAGGAAGUGCUAAAUAGUUUUCAUCCUACCGAGCGCCAUCCGCAUUACAGGGAGAGUUUGAUGGCGGACGUCUACGAUGAGUUGGAGCUAUAGUUUAUGGUUUAAUGCUGUUGGUAGCGCCGCGCCUGUACACUAAUGUCCACAAGGUAAUGAUACAGAUCCCAAUGUGCAGCAAGGAAUACGU